Messenger RNA from Eptesicus fuscus (big brown bat), 3497 nucleotides. RefSeq names its product ciliary neurotrophic factor (gene CNTF). The coding region runs from base 1406 to 2026 and encodes 206 amino acids. Lineage: Eukaryota; Metazoa; Chordata; Mammalia; Chiroptera; Vespertilionidae. The transcript is spliced from 3 exons. Gene Ontology annotation, biological process: ciliary neurotrophic factor-mediated signaling pathway; positive regulation of tyrosine phosphorylation of STAT protein; positive regulation of axon regeneration. Gene Ontology annotation, cellular component: axon. The record is from RefSeq and is a predicted model, not a curated record. Gene Ontology annotation, molecular function: cytokine activity; growth factor activity; ciliary neurotrophic factor receptor binding.
UGGAAGCAACUGGUCUUCCUUGGUUGUACUGAGUGACAGUUGUCCCAGGGUGAAACAGUUGAUGCAGCUAAAUAAGAAAACCAGGUGCCCUUGGAGCAGGCUUUAUGUGGCAGAUACUGUUUGCUCUGUGGAAAAUCGGGGGGUGGGGUUAACUUUUGACUGUUUAGUUCUUGAUUUAUGAUGCUGAUAUGCCAUGUGAUGAGCUGACAAAGUACUAACUUUAAAAAAAAAUAGUAUCCUUUUAUCUAAGUGAAAGGCUACUGUGACAGCCACCCAUGCUUCAUUUCUUUCUCUCUUGUUUUCCUCUUAUUUACCUAUGGACAUUUGCACCUGAGAAGGCAUGUUUCAAUUUAGAGGCAAUGUCUAUGAUAGGAAAUAGUGAAAGCUAAUUAAUUCAUUUGCAGUUGAGACUUGCAACUUCUGCCAGUUAGCACCAUCCUCUAACCUGCUGAGUUAAGUGCAAUAGAAUAGCAACUCUACAGCUGCUUUGAAACUCUUUUGCCCUCAUUUCAAAGCCCAACUCAUCUUAUUUUGUUAAGAAGCAUGUGGUAUACUGCGAUAAGGAAGAAAAAGAAAAACAUGUUGUCACUUGAGUGAGACUGCCUUAGUAAUGUUACCAUGUCAGGGUUGGGUGUUGACUGUCCUUUGGAAAAGAACAGGCCUAAACAGUAUCUUCUUCAUCCUGUAGCUAUGAGGAAGGCACUGUGAUUGAGAUCAGAGAUGACUUCUUAGCUCAUUUUUAAUCAAAUGUAAGUUAACUUUAAAUACACAGCAAAAGGAUGGGAGUAAAAAGAAGCUGUAUAUUUUAAAGGACCUUUUUCACAUAAACUUUGUUUAUGUAAGAUGAGGUAAAUAAUACUUAUCUCAGAAUCAUUCUGAAGAUCAAAGGCUUUACAGCCUUGAGCAGUGCCUGGCCCAGGAUAGGUACUUAAUAAAUGGCAGCUAUAUCAGUAAUAAUGCUGUAAUAUUGAAGACUACCAGGCCAAAAAGAAAAAGAAAAGGACAUAGCACAAGGGAGAGUGUAAUAAAAUGAACUGAUAUGUGUAUAUAAAAUAGAUUACAUUAGGUAUCAUGAGGAUUAGUGUGAUAGUGACCUUGUUGCUAAGUGCAAAAGCAAAACAAUGACAUAAAAACAAGUAGGCUAGGCACUCAGUGGAGGAGAGAGAUGGAGGCAGACGCUGCAGGAAAAAAGCUGAGUAAAAGGGGCCUUUGAUUCCACAGGCACAAAAAUCCACAGCCAGGAAUUUGCUGCCACCUCUGAGUCAGGCAGGGGGUGGGGGUAGGGAACGCCAUUCCAUUAGAGAAUGCCCAGUGGAUUUAGUCUGAGUGUCACAUUUCUUAUUUGGAACAGUGUAGACAGAAACAAACUCAGCUCACUUGUUUCCUGGGACAGUUGAGUUAGGGGAUGGCUUUCGCAGAGCACUCAUCGCUGACCCCUCACCGUCGGGAUCUCUGUAGCCGCUCCAUCUGGCUAGCAAGAAAGAUUCGUUCAGACCUGACGGCUCUUAUGGAAUCUUAUGUGAAACAUCAGGGUCUGAACAAGGACAUGGACCUGGAUUCUGUGGAUGGUGUGCCAAUGGCAAGCACUGAUCGGUGGAGUGAGCUGUCUGAGGCAGAGCGACUCCUAGAGAACCUCCAAGCUUAUCGUACCUUCCAUGGUAUGUUGAUCAGGCUUUUAGAUGACCAACGGAUGCAUUUUACUCCAGCUAACAGUGACUUCCAUCAAGCAAUACAUACCCUUCUACUCCAAGUUGCUGCCUUUGCUUACCAGCUGGAGGAAUUAAUGACGCUCCUGGAACUCAAGAUCCCCCCCAGUGAGGCUGAUGCGAUGCCUGAAAUUGUUGGAGACGGUGGUCUCUUUGAAAAGAAGCUGUGGGGCCUAAAGGUGCUCCAAGAGCUUUCCCAGUGGACAGUGAGGUCCAUCCAUGACCUUCGUGUCAUUUCUUCUCAUCAGACUGGGAUCUCAGCACAUGAAAGCCGCGCAGACACCUGCAGAAGUUUCAGGGAUCCAUGGAGCAUGGCGUAAGCUCUGCUGAGUUGCACGUGAAGGAAUGUUUAUGCAUAAGAGGCACAUUUGAAGUGGCAGAGAGUCCAGAAAAGGUGUAAGUACUAACCACUGACUGGGGGGAAAUAGGAGCAGGUCUGUUGAGUGCACCUCCAGCACUGUGCUUUGUAUCAUUUCUUCAAGAAACUCGCAGGAGGGGGAAAUGAGCACUUAGCUAUAAUAAUAAAGACAUGAACAUGCAUGGGUCUGCAUGUUAGACAUCACAUCAUGCUCACCUGAAGUGGAUGAAACAGACUGAAUGAAGGGUUGACAUUAAGCCAGGGCUAUAGGUGCCUAUUCUAUAACAAAGGGAAAAUGGUGACACUCCGAGUCUAUAUAUUUUUAACCAUCCACAAUCCAAAAGAGAUUUUUGAUCUUUAGAUUUCAACUCUUUUCCUCAGAUCUGUAUAUGGAUAGGAUCUCUGGGGAAAUAAUAUUUUUAUAUACAUAUAAACUAUAUAUAUAUAUAAGUAUGUACAUAUAACGAUAUCCUAUAUGUGUGUAUGAUUAAAACGCACAAAUUUAGUUUUUUGCCCCUAAUCCUUAUUUUGCAAAGAAGAUUCCUUCCAUCCCACUGUUUCCAGAAAUGCUCCCUUCAUGGGGAAAGAGACUGUUUUCCUGACUGUCAAAGAAUCACAUGUGUGAGAGUUGAUAACUUCCUCCUGAGAGCCAUUUGGAAAAGAUUUGCAAAUUAGUACAAACUUGAAGGCCAAGCAUAGAAUAAAAUUAGCUUUAAGAUAAUCAAGUUUGAGGGAAGUGAGAGUUUUAAUAAAAAUGGAAAGUGUAAAGUCAUAGCCCUGGUAUGGCUGUUAUUUCAGGCCGCUGUGGAUUAAAGCCCAACGGAUGACUCAUCGUGGUGACUGCUGGUCAAACCAUGAGAGGACAAGUAAAUAUUUCAGGGAGACAUAUCUGAAAUGUUUAGAAUGGUUUUUGUAAAUCCUCACCUUGUGAAAUAGCUGAGAAUAAGGUGGUGAUGGGGAAAGGAGCUUUCAUCAGGAUGAGAAAAGGGGUUGGUGAAGAGGAAAAGGAGAAAGAAAAUAGAAUUUGGAUAUAACUUCAAUUAUUGUGUGCAUGGGUGUCUAUGUGCAUUAAUGUGUGUCGCCAGCAUUGUUUAGGCCAGGACAUUUAAAAGAAUGGUUUGGCCUCUUGUCUCAUUCCACCUAGGCUUGAAGCCUCAGAUUCAAGAAUGAAUCCUCUGAUGAUGGUACAUUAAAAAAAUGAAUGUGACAAAAAUUUCCUCUAUCUGCUUAAAAGCUUCUAUAGAGCUCAAAGGUCUACAGAUAAAUAAAGACAAAAAAAUAUAAUUUGUUCUUUUGAUGUAAUGUGUGUGGGGCAUGAGAUAAGAAAAUCCACAUGCAUGUGACUCUUAUAGUACUUGGGUGGAUCAAUUUUGGGCAAAUAGAAAAUAAAAGAUGCAGGAAAGGCUCACAAUAAAGAUCUCACCUCAGCAAGA